This is a messenger RNA of Physella acuta, 4343 nucleotides long. Its product is annotated as atlastin-1. Gene Ontology annotation, molecular function: GTP binding; GTPase activity. The record is from RefSeq and is a predicted model, not a curated record. NCBI's taxonomy places the organism in Eukaryota, Metazoa, Mollusca, Gastropoda, Physidae.
GUAACUGUAAUGGCGGAUCUGGAUAAGGCUCACAAGAUGCAGUCAAAAUCUAAUAACAACAUUGGGCAUCCUCAGCCUAGCCCUGAUCUAUCAGAUAAAACUUUGAAAAUGGUAUCUGCUAAAGGUACUCCGCUGAAGGGCGAGCCUGUUCAAAUUGUGAUUGCUUGUGAAAACCAUACAUUUGAACUUGAUGAAGAGGCUUUAGAAAAUAUUUUACUUCGAAAGGAUGUGCAGGACAAAAAAGUUGCAAUUGUGUCUGUUGCUGGAGCCUUCAGGAAGGGGAAAUCAUUCCUUCUUGAUUUCUUCUUGCGAUACCUUAGUGCAGGGGGUGACCCGGAAUGGCUAGGAGAUGAAAAUUCUCCCCUGGAGGGUUUUUCGUGGCGAGGAGGAUCAGAUCGGGACACAACUGGUAUACUUAUGUGGAGUGAGCCAUUUUUUUUAAAACUUAAAGAUGGUGAAGAAAUUGUUGUGCUACUGAUGGAUACACAAGGAGCGUUUGAUAGUGAAUCCACUGUGAAAGACUGUGCUACAAUCUUUGCCCUUAGCACUAUGAUCAGCUCUGUUCAGGUAUUUAAUUUGACCCAAAAUAUUCAGGAAGAUGAUUUACAGCAUUUGCAGCUUUUUACAGAAUAUGGAAGAUUAGCACUGGAAGCCAACGACAACGUUUCCAAGCCAUUUCAAUCCCUUCAGUUUCUUAUUCGUGACUGGAGUUUUCCCUAUGAAGCUUCAUAUGGAGCAGCUGGAGGGAGACAAAUCCUAGAAAAGAGAUUAAAGAUUUCAGACAAGCAACAUCCAGAAUUACAGCAAAUCCGGAAACAUAUCAGCUCUUGUUUUGACAAGAUCUCUUGUUUCCUUCUCCCUCACCCUGGGCUGAAAGUAGCCACUAAUCCUCACUUCGAUGGGAGACUUAAAGAGAUAGAGAGUGAAUUUUUAUCACAGUUGCAAGUCCUAACCCCAAUGCUUCUGGCAAGCGAGAACAUAGUUUUGAAAGAGAUGAAUGGACAGAAAAUCAGGUGCAAAGAAAUGCUAGAAUACUUCAAGGCUUAUAUCAAGAUUUACCAGGGUGAAGAGUUACCAGAACCUAAAUCUAUGCUACAGGCAACUGCAGAAGCAAAUAACUUGGCAGCAGUAGCUAAUGCAAAGUCACUCUACACAAAGUUGAUGGAGGAUAUAUGUGGAGGAGAUAAGCCAUACAUGAAACCAGAACUCCUCAAUCUUGAGCACAGGCGCUGUGUGGAGCGAUGUAUCGACUUGUUUCACUCCACCCGUAAAAUGGGUGGCCCAGAAUUCAGUCAGGCAUUUGAGGACAAGCUCAAGUUGGAUCUCACCGAGGCUUACGACAACUUCUCCAAACACAAUGACUCCAAAAACAUUUUCAACGCGGCACGCACCCCUGCCGUGCUGUUUACCAUUGUGGUGAUAAUGUACAUCAUAUCAGGGUUCUUUGGAAUUAUUGGGCUGGAGACAGUGGCCAACCUGGUGAACAUUGUGAUGAUCAUUUUUAUAAUCUUGUUGCUGACAUGGAUGUACACCCGCUACAGUGGGGACCACCGUGGACUGUCCAUGGCUAUAGAUCAGCUGGCUGAUCUCUUGUGGGAUAACGUGUUGUCACAAGUGUACACAAGAAUAGCAGAGGAGAGUAUAAAUGGAGCACUAAGACAGCAAGGCUUGCCUACAACCAAACACCCAUCAGACAAGAAGAAGACAGCAUGAGAUAUUUUAGACUUUUUCUUUUCAAGUUUUGAGCAGACACUUUUUAAAAUGAUACCCUCACUGUCUAGUUAAAAAGAAGUUAAGUUAUAAAGUUGAGAACUUUUUUUUAGUUUAAAAAUAGUGAUAACAUUAAAAGCUUAGAGAUUUUAUAUAAAUUUACUAACAUGUCAAAUUCUUGUCCUUUGCUGUCAGAUGUAUAUUGUCGAUGUUAUCAUCAGCUGUACUAUUUUCCGAAAAUAAUUUCAGUUCUUCCUUGGAGAGUGAAAAUAACAUUGAUUGUGGAAAUUUAGUGUCUUUAUGCAUGUCAUGAGUUUUUUUUAAACACACAGUAGCCAUAGACUUUUUAUCUUGUGAGAUGUUUUAAAACCAAAUGCAUUUUUAAGUUGUGUAUUUUAAAUUGAAAUACUUCUCAGAGUUGAUAACAUAUUUUUAACAAUUGUUUUGUGUUUUAUAUGCAUGUGUUGCCAAUCAAACAUAAAAAUAUUCACAGAGAUAUUAUUUUUUAAAGUAACUUCUAUUUAAAAAAAUAUUUGAGGUAAAAGAUUUGACUAUUCAGAUUUGAAUUAGAAAUUGCUCUAAUGUGGACCCACCCGUAAUUCACUGUGUAAUUUAGAUAUAGUACAAGCCUUUCAUUAGUUUAUUUAACAUGUUUGUGUGGUUCAUGGGACAUCUAUCUAUCUAAUUGUCAUAUGUAUACAAAUUGUGCCUUAAAUAAUUUUUGCUUAAAGACCUCCAAAUGUACAACUGUUUAACUUUUGGACAUAUUUUGAUUUUGGACUUACUUUUAUUUGAAAAAGGAAAAAUAUUUUAAAUAACUUUUGAAAAUAUUUGUUGAUUUUUAUAGUUAUUUGAUCAAAUUGCUAGUUAGUCUGUAACAUCAUGAUGUCAUUCAUUAUGUUGACAUCUUAUAAUAAAUUCUUCCUCUGUGCAAAUAUUUUUCUUUCAGAAUGGAUGUGCUAAUUGUCUCCCUUGUGUAAAAAAUAGCUCUGUAAAUAUCUGACAUUCCUAAUUUAUUUGUCUAGUUUGUUUUACAAAAACAUUACAUGAUUGUUACAACAUGGUGAAUAAAUAGUGGUUGCAAGCAUUUCAUUCCAGUUCUACUUCAAAGAGUUAUGAGUGCAUAAUCAGUUGUUUUUAAGUUCCAGCAAAAUAUUUUUUUUAUCCCCUGUGAAACAUGACUAUUAGUGAAAAAAAUGUUUGAAAUUUGUCCCAUGGACUAUUUAGUGAUUUGAGGAAUUUUUAUUUUGUAAUUAUUAUGUUGUCUAGUAAAGCCAAAAAAAAAUGAGGGCUUUGACUUGAGAAUGUUGAUGGGCAUUUUUUUUUCACAAGCAUCCUGAAUUAUUAAUUGUUGAAAAUGUACAUAAUUUAUUUCCUCUCAUAUAAUACUCUAAAUUAAUAAAAAUGAAUUGAUUUAAAAAAAAAGACUGUUUACUUUCUGUAUAAAUAAAAUUGACAUAAUUCUAUUACUUGUGAGUAAGUUUAGCCUGCUAGUACUUCAAACUAUUCUUAAACAGUAAUGGUUUUAUAUUAACCUCUAAUUAGGUUUUUUUAUUUCUGUAUGCAGCUACAUGUUUUUGAUUUAAUAAUAAAAUUUGCUUUUUAUUACUUAAAAGCUAGAAAUUCACAUUUGUUAAUAAUUUUAUUCUCUAUUAUAUUUGGUCUGUUAGUUUCAAAAUGAAUAACAUCUAUGCAAAAUGUUUUUGUAGUUAUUAUGUUUGUGCUAAUAUUUUGUUUUGCGUAAAUUUAUAGAAUUUUAAACUAUUUACUGAACAUCAAAAUAAAAGAGUAACUGUUUGGUACCAUUUUUUAAAUGGACAUCAGAAUGAAAUGAUAACUUUUUAUAUAAAUAUAUUGCUUUUAGUACACACUUAAAUAUAAGUUCAGGUUAAGAAAAUAUACUUAAUUUCUAAAAUAUUUGUUUAAAUUAACAGGAAUAUUUUUAAAAUACUGGUUAUGGUUUUUUGUUUUCUAGUCCUUUAAAAAAGUGUCACUUGUGUGUUUAAAAUUUUUGUUCAUUAGAUGUGCAAUAAUAGUCAACCUGGUUUUUUUUGUCCCUUCGUCAUUCCUAGACAUCUCUACCCUUGAAUUUCAAAAAUGCAAAUUAACUUUAACACUCCGCUUUUGUCUAACCUGUUUACAUGGUAGAGAACUUCGUGUGUUAAUCACAGUAUAUAAUAAUUUUAGAUACACAAAUUAAAAGAAUUGCCCUUCCCCACAAACUAUAUUUUAUAGGCCUUAAGGUGAGAUUAGCUCUAGCAUUGAGCAUUUUUAAUUUCUAUUUUGUAUGAUGAUCUGUGAGUGUUUUUCUACAUGAACUGCAAAUGUGAUUUGACCUCUAAAUUAUUUUUGACUUGAUAAUAUUUUAGAUUACGACUCAAAAUUAUUUGUUUGGAAUAAGUGUUUUAGAAGAGUGGGAGUUUUUUUUUCAAAUUAUGAUUCCAGAUUUAUUAAUAGCAUGAUAAAAAAAAAUUAAGACAGAUUAUUUGGAACUCUGAUUUUGUUGACAGCAUGAUUAUACUAUAAGGUUAAUUUUUAAAAAUAAAUGUCUUUGACUGCAUCCAGGCUACUUGAUUGAUAUAAGGAACUGUAAAUAAGUUUCAUGUAAUUAAUGUUGAAUUUAAAGAGAAAAA